This is a messenger RNA of Thermochaetoides thermophila DSM 1495, 915 nucleotides long. RefSeq lists its product as uncharacterized. The transcript is spliced from 3 exons. The record is from RefSeq and is a predicted model, not a curated record. Gene Ontology annotation, molecular function: oxidoreductase activity. The coding region runs from base 1 to 915 and encodes 304 amino acids. Lineage: Eukaryota; Fungi; Ascomycota; Sordariomycetes; Sordariales; Chaetomiaceae.
AUGUCCGACUCAGCGCAGCGCCGCGUCCAAGCCAUCAGCAACCAGCUCAAGAGCGGCGAGCUGCCGCCCGUCCACCGCGUGGCGGCCAAGGGGCCUAGGGUUGCCGGGAAAGUGGUCAUCAUCACGGGCGCCAACUCCAUCCUUGGCAUCGGCCGCGCCACAGCGCACCAAUACGCCGAGAACGGCGCGCGUGCCAUCUACAUCUGCGACUUUGACGGCGCGCAUCUGGAGGCUCACAAGCGCGAGAUCGAGGCAAAUUACCCCGGCGUGGACAUCCACGUGCGGCAGUUUGAUGCCGCCGACGAGGCGGCCGUCAAGGAAGUGAUUGACGAUGCUGUGAAGCGCUACGGCCGGCUGGAUGUGUUCUUUGCCAAUGCGGGUAUCACCGGGCCGAAUGUGGUGUUUAAAGAGAUUGAUGCGAAGGCAUUUAUGGAGGUUAUGAGGGUUAAUUCGUUGAGCGUUUUCCUCGCAAUCAAGCAUGCCUCUGCAGCCAUGCAGCUCACCUCGUCCUCCAAGCCCUCUCCCUCCGGCAGCAUCAUCUGCACGGCCUCCGUCGCCGGGCUGCGCUCCAACGCGGGCAGCACGCCCUACUCCGCUUCCAAGGCGGCCGUCGUCUCUAUGGUCCAAACAGCUGCCUUCCAGCUGGCAGGCACCAACGUCCGCGUCAACGCACUGUGCCCUGGCCUCAUCGAGACGGGCAUGACAAAAGAUGUCUUUGAGUAUGCGCGGGCGAGGGGCACCACGCACAAGAUCGGGCAGCUGAACCCGCUGAAGCGGGCGGGCCAUGCCGAUGAGAUCGCGAGGGUUGCGCUGUUCCUGGGGAGCGACGAGGCCAGCUAUGUGAAUGGCCAGGCGUGGGCCGUGGAUGGUGGAUUGAGUGCCGGGCAUCCGUAUGUUCCGGGGAGGAUUGGUUAG